This is a messenger RNA of Necator americanus (New World hookworm), 252 nucleotides long. RefSeq lists its product as uncharacterized. NCBI's taxonomy places the organism in Eukaryota, Metazoa, Nematoda, Chromadorea, Rhabditida, Ancylostomatidae. The coding region runs from base 1 to 252 and encodes 83 amino acids. The record is from RefSeq and is a predicted model, not a curated record. The transcript has 3 exons.
AUGAUGUUGAGUGUUAUGGAAGAGAAACAAACAACACGAAGCAACAAACAGGGUAAUUUACGCCAAAAACGUCGACGUCCGCAGAAGUUUGACAACGAGGUUUUAUCGUCUGAUUACUAUGGGCCGGAGCUUACAUCGAAAUCCAAGGAAGAAGUAGACAAAUGGCCUAUUGCUCGUGGGUUACUGUGGAAGCAGCGAUCGUACCUCACGGUGAAAUUCCCGCAAAAGAAACGAAGCAGGAUCUUCCACUAA